AUGUUCACUUUCACUCCCCUCCUUGGCGCGCAGUCAUCGUCUGCGAGGGCUUCGCAGUCUUUGCUGGAGCUUGAUGGCGGGAUCAAGAUUCUGGUCGACGUUGGUUGGGAUGAUUCAUUCGACACCCUGGAUCUGGCCGAACUCGAGAAACACAUCCCUACACUCUCCCUCAUUCUCUUGACGCACGCGACGCCGGCACAUAUCGGUGCUCUGGUCCACUGCUGCCGAACAUUCCCCCUCUUCACACAAAUCCCGAUCUACGCGACGAAUCCUGUCAUCGCUUUCGGCCGUACGCUUCUACAAGACCUUUAUGCCUCUGCUCCGCUUGCUGCCACAUUUUUACCAAAUGCUUCGGUCUCAGAACCUAGCGCAUCGCCAACAAGCCCUGCGACCGUGUCGGGUGACACUCAAAACCCUGGUACCGCAAGCCGAAUCCUUCUCCAAUCACCAACAGCAGAAGAAAUUGCUCGAUAUUUUGCCCUCAUUCAACCACUCAAAUACUCACAACCGCAUCAACCUUCUCCUUCGCCAUUCUCACCGCCCUUGAACGGGCUUACUCUCACAGCCUACAAUGCCGGUCACACUGUCGGUGGAACUAUAUGGCAUAUUCAGCAUGGGUUGGAAUCUAUCGUGUAUGCGGUGGAUUGGAACCAGGCUCGUGAGAGCGUGGUCGCGGGUGCUGCAUGGUUCGGUGGCUCUGGUGCCAGUGGAGCAGAGGUCAUUGAACAGCUACGAAAACCCACAGCUUUGAUUUGCAGUUCAAAGGGAGGCGACAAGCUGGCACUAUCGGGAGGCAGGAAAAAGCGAGACGAUCUUCUCCUGGACAUGAUCCGCAGUAGCCUUGUGAAAGGCGGGACCGUCCUUAUCCCGACAGACACAAGCGCACGGGUCCUCGAACUGGCCUAUUCGCUAGAACAUUCAUGGCGUGAUGCCGCGAAUGGCGACAAAGAAGAUGUUCUUCAAGGAGCUGGAUUAUUUUUGGCUGGCAAAAAAACCACUAACACUAUCCGGCUUGCCCGAAGUAUGUUAGAAUGGAUGGACGAGAACAUCGUUCGCGAGUUUGAAGCAGCCGAAAGCACUGAUGUCGCCAAUGGGCAAAAGACUGGUGGGCAGGAUAAGUCUUCCGCUAAAGGUGGAGGGCCAUUCACUUUCAAACAUCUCAAGAUCAUUGAGCGGAAGACUCGACUUGAGAAGCUCCUGGCAGAACCGGGACCCAAAGUCAUCCUUGCAUCUGAUAUAUCUAUGGAUUGGGGCUUCUCGAAGGAGGCUCUCCGACAAGUGGCGGAAGGGCCCAACAAUCUGUUAUUGCUGACAGAGUCUUUCCGCACGACUGAACCGAGCGCCUUACAGAAGUCAACAACGAUCGGAAGCACAAUCUGGCAGUGGUACGAGGAACGGAGGGAUGGCGUCGCUUUAGAGAAAGGAUCCGAUGGCGAACACAUCGAGCAAGUCCACAGCAAUGGACGGGAAUUGUCCUGGGCAGAUGUGCAGCGAGCCCCACUCGAUGCCGGAGAACAGUUAGUAUACCAACAAUACCUCGCGACCAAGCGUCAACUUCAAGAUACUUCCCAAACACUCGGCCAAGAAAACCUUGAAGCUGCUGCAGAUGUGCUCGACGAUGGAUCAAGCUCGACCUCUUCUGAGGACUCGGAUCCCGAGCAUCAGGGUCGCGCGCUGAAUUUCUCGGCCUCACUUGCCCACGCUACUCGAAGCAAACUCGCCGUCAGCGACGAAGAUCUAGGUAUCAAUAUCCUUCUCCGCCGAAAGAACGUCUACGACUAUGAUGUGCGUGGCAAAAAGGGCCGCGAGCGCAUGUUCCCCUACGUGGCACCCAGAAAAAAGGGUGAUGAAUAUGGUGAAUUCAUCCGCCCAGAGGAGUAUCUCCGAGCGGAAGAACGCGAAGAAAUCGACAUGCAACAAAGACGCACCGAUGCCGAGACUAAGCUAGGCCAGAAACGACGAUGGGAUGAUACCACCGGCCCCCAUGGACGCAAAUUGUCUGCCGGCGCAGCUGGGCGGAAGCGUCCCCACAUGGACGGCAAAAUGACCGAGGAUGAUGAUCUCAGCAUGGUCUCUGGCGGCGAAGAUGCCGAUGUAGCUGCCGGAUCCGAAGAUGAAGCCGAAAAGCAGUCAUUCGAGGGACCCGCCAAGGCCGUCUACCAUAAUCACACUAUCACUAUCAACGCUAGAAUUGCGUUUGUGGACUUCAUGGGCUUGCAUGACAAACGCAGCUUGGAGAUGUUGAUCCCACUCAUCCAACCUCAAAAAUUGAUCUUAGUUGGUGGUUCGAAAGAAGAGACCUCAGCAUUGGCAGCCGAAUGCCAGAAGCUGCUAAAUGCCAAACUGAAUGCCAUGGCCUCUGAGCGUGCUUCUAACUCGACUGCCAUUAUUUUCACACCGGCCAACGGCCAGGUCGUCGAUGCAAGCGUCGACACAAAUGCCUGGAUGGUCAAGCUGAGCAACACCCUUGUCAGACGCCUGAACUGGCAGCAUGUGCGCAGCCUCGGCGUCGUCGCUCUGACAGCACAGCUGCGAGGACCAGAGCCCAUUGCCGAGAUCGGGGACGCCGAAUCAGCGGGCAAGAAGAUGAAGCAGUUAAAAGACGAAGCAGCCACUUCUGCUGUCGCCCCCGAUACCAAAUCAGACGAAAAGAUCGAAGUCUAUCCUUUACUAGACACCCUUCCAGCCAGCAUGGCUGCAGGAACCAGGUCCAUGGCCCGUCCGCUGCAUGUCGGUGAUCUGCGAUUGGCUGAUCUUCGCAAGCUCAUGCAAUCGGCUGGCCAUACUGCCGAGUUCCGAGGCGAGGGAACGCUUCUUAUCGACAAGUCCGUGGCUGUGCGCAAAUCCGGGACGGGCAAGAUUGAGAUCGAAGCAACGGCGCAGUCUUCACUUGGUCGUCCUAAUGGGCGCGGAAUAGGGAGCUUCCUGGCUGUUAAGAGGAAGAUUUAUGAGGGCUUGGCUGUUGUCGCAGGCAACUGA
Molecule: messenger RNA, 2979 nt
Organism: Penicillium bovifimosum
Lineage: Eukaryota; Fungi; Ascomycota; Eurotiomycetes; Eurotiales; Aspergillaceae
Product: cleavage polyadenylation factor subunit CFT2
Exons: 2
Coding region: 1-2979 (992 amino acids)
Biological process (GO): mRNA 3'-end processing by stem-loop binding and cleavage
Cellular component (GO): mRNA cleavage and polyadenylation specificity factor complex
Molecular function (GO): RNA binding
Source: RefSeq, a predicted model, not a curated record